AGCUCAGCUGGGUUGCAAUAUGCAGGCAAUUAUAGCAGGUUCAUCACCAUAAUAAGCGAGUGCUUUAUGAGGUCUAUAUAUCAUACUCAGAGGCUGCAGGAGGACUCACCAAAAGCUAGAGGAAAGGAAACCAGGAAAAUCAACACUCUGUGAUCUUUGAGCUCUCUCUGCUGACUACCAGAGAUCCUUGAACCACAGUUUGGAAGCCUCUGAUGUAUAAUUGCCAAGUUGCCUCCUUACAUCAUCCACUGCACAGUCCAGAUUCCACAGCAUAAACUCAGAGUCCUUGAACUGCAUCUUUUCCAGAAGGCAGCUGCUUCUGUCCUGUGCUGACUUGGCUUUUUCAACUGUCUGUCCUACUACUUGUGCAAUCCCAGAGCAUGGAAUUAUUAUGGCAUUGGCCCUUCUCAGCCACCUGAUAGUUCCCUUUUGCCAGACUUCUCUCUGUCCAUGACCUUCGUUUCUCCCACCAGGAACAUCACCAGUUCAGAAAACAACCAACCAACCAUGCUUAUAUUCCAAAGGAAAAUAUACAGAACUGUAGCCACCAUUUGUUAGACUGGAUGUCAUUCUCCCCCCCCCCCCAUUUGAUUACACUUGAGGAUGAGGCACACCAGUUAAUCUACACUUUAGGCAAAUCUGAUCCACUUCUGCAGUGAGGCUUGUGCCCUGCAUCACUGCAUUCGUGCCAGCUAUCACAAGGCUCAAAGGAGAUGAUAAAGCAGAAUCCAGCCAGCAAGGUCAUGCCCAGUGUGUGUGUGUUGCAGUCCCGCUUCGGCAGAGUAGGAAUAUGGAGUCCUUCCUACCCGGGAGCGUUAACGCCGAAUGAGUUUUCCAGGGUUAGAACCGCUCUUGCCCUGAUCCUAGAUCACUUGUCGCGUCGGCUGCAACGAUGCUGCAGCCUGCGCCUGGGAGCGAGCAUCCUUGCCCAGCUUCUGCGGCUCCCUAAUGCCAACAAGUCCUGAGUGGUUAAACUCCAGCCCACACCUCGAGCCCAGCUGGGCCUAAGCACCGCCCCUGGCCCCCCUUCCCUUCCCUGGCCCCCUCCCCCAGCUGCCUGGCACCGAGCGCUGCCGCGGCUGCAGUUCACACUUGUAUUGCUCGCUUCCAGUGCGCGGGGCCGGCGGAACCGGGCUGUGGCUGGGCAGGGACUUGAGGAAACUUGUGGGGGGAGGAGAGAGCGAGCGAGCGAGCCUGUGCUGGGGGGGCGCUGCGGUCUCUCCCUGCUGCUGCUGCUGGGAGGAGGAGGAGGAAGGCUCGGGCUCCGCUCAGGAGGAGAAGCAGCAGCAGCAGCCGGAAAGGAAGAGGCAGGAGAGAGGCAUUUGGAGCCCCCUAAAGUGCCCCCCGCCCCUGCACUGCAGGCGACAUUUCCAGCUUCAUGGGCAAAGUGUGGAAACAGCAGAUGUACCCCCAGUACACCACCUACUACUACCCCCAGUAUCUGCAGGCGAAGCCGUCCAUUGUACCAUCCCACCCAAUGGCUCCUCCUAGUCCCAGCACCACCAGCAGUAAUAACAACAGCAGUAGCAGCAGCAACUCAGGUUGGGAUCAAUUAAGUAAAACAAACCUUUACAUAAGAGGACUGCCUCCAAACACCACUGACCAGGACCUGGUAAAACUAUGCCAACCAUAUGGGAAAAUUGUAUCCACAAAGGCUAUUUUGGAUAAGACGACAAACAAAUGCAAAGGUUAUGGUUUUGUAGAUUUUGACAGCCCAGCAGCUGCUCAGAAGGCUGUUUCCGCUCUGAAGGCUAGCGGAGUCCAAGCACAGAUGGCAAAGCAACAAGAACAAGAUCCAACUAACUUAUAUAUUUCCAAUUUGCCGCUGUCAAUGGACGAGCAGGAGCUUGAGAAUAUGCUUAAGCCAUUUGGGCAAGUUAUCUCUACAAGGAUACUUCGUGAUUCCAGUGGCACAAGUCGUGGUGUUGGCUUUGCAAGGAUGGAAUCAACAGAAAAAUGUGAAGCAGUGAUUGCUCAUUUUAAUGGCAAAUUCAUUAAGACGCCACCGGGAGUUUCUGCUCCUGCAGAACCUUUAUUGUGCAAAUUUGCAGAUGGAGGACAGAAAAAGAGACAGAAUCAGAACAAAUAUAUACAGAACGGGAGAGCGUGGCAUAGAGAAGGCGAGGUGAGACUUGCUGGAAUGACGCUUACUUACGAUCCAACUACAGCUGCUUUACAAAAUGGAUUUUAUCCUUCACCAUACAGUAUUGCAACAAACAGGAUGAUCACUCAAACAUCUAUUACACCAUAUAUUGCUUCUCCAGUUUCUACGUACCAGGUUCAGAGUCCUUCUUGGAUGCAACCUCAACCAUAUAUAAUGCAGCACCCUGGUGCUGUAUUGACUCCCUCCAUGGACCACACCAUGUCACUACAGCCUGCAUCAAUGAUAAACCCUCUGACACAACAGAUGAGUCACCUUUCAUUAGGCAGUACUGGAACAUACAUGCCAGCCACAACAGCUAUGCAAGGAGCCUACAUACCCCAGUAUACACAUGUUCAGACAGCAGCUGUUCCUGUUGAGGAAGCUAGUGGUCAACAGCAGGUUACAGUAGAGACGUCCAGUGACCAUUCUCCAUAUACGUAUCAGCAAAACAAGUAACUGAGAUAUCCAGUGUUGACCUUGCCUGGAGAAGGGUGCAAAGGCUGAAACAAUCAUGGAUUUUACUGAUCAAUUGUGCUUUAGGAAUUAUUGACAGUUUUGCACAGGUUCUUGAAAACAUUAUUUAUAAUGAAAUCAACUAAAACUAUUUUUGCUAUAAGUUCUAUAAGGUGCAUAAAAAUCCUUAAAUUCAUCUAGUAGCUGUUCCUGUGAACAGGUUUAUUUUAGUAAGAAAAUUUUUAUCAAGUGUUAUGACGCAAUUUUUUUUCAAAUUUCUGGGUAUGCACAGAUGACCACGAAGACUUAUUCACGUGCAUGGCAGAAUUUGUAUUUUGUUUUUUUCUUUGUUUGGUUUUGUUUUGUUUUUGUUUCUUUUGUUUUGUUUUUUUAUUGUAUGAAAUGGGUUUUCUGAAGUUUAAAAUAGUAAAACAUCUAAAAUGAUGAUCUGUGCUUGCAGUGUGUGAGUGUUGCUACAGUGCAGUGUUGCAGUUAGUGUCUGUUCUCUUAGCUUUCUGUUUUUCUUUUAACGUAGUGUGAAGUGUCUUAUCCUUUUCUAUAAAUUCCAAUUUGCCUUAAAUCUUUCAUGCUGUAGCUGUUUCAGUAAGUAGUCCAAACUAAUGGUGUAGAAUGCUUUGACCAAAUGAGCUGGUCUAUUAUGCCUUGUAAAACAGCAGCAUAGGGCUUUUAAAAGGUAGUCAGUAAAAAUUGCUGAAAAUUUGGCUUUUUUUAAUGUGUGGUAGGUGUUUUUAAUGAUUUUUUUCACAUAAUAUGUAAGGUAGUGAAAUGCAAGAGGGGAAAAAUGUUUUGUGUGAAACACAUUUUCUGACUGGGGAAAUUUUAAUAGGAUAAAUUGUUUGUAAGGCCAUAUGCCAAUAGUUUCCUCUGAUAGUUUGAAUGAUUUAGGAACUCUGCUGUAUGAUGCAAUGUAAAAUCUUUUUUUGCCUUUUUUCAGAAACUAACUUGAUGUUCUAGUUUUAGUGUAGGUAGAGGGGGGAGUUUGGGGUGGGAAUAUCACAGAAUGUUUUUGUCCUUCCUUUAUACUAAUGAUAGUGCUUUAGAAUGAUGAUUGUGCUGAGACCUAGCAAACAGAAAAUUUGCUAUUACAGCAAAAUGGCAAAAGCUAAGGACUUGUUUGCAAACAUAAGCUGAGAUGUAAGUAGACGCAUAAUUGAUUGGGUACUAGCUCUCUAUAGUAGGUAAAUAAAAAUAAAAAGACUUGGCACUUUUAAAGGUAACUUUACCAAAGAACAAAGAGCCAGUAACCAAUAAUUCUGAUUUGUCUCAGCAUUACGUCUUCUGUACUCUUUAUUUUUGCCGGACCAGUUUGCGGUUAGGAGAAUGUGCCUUUUUUUGUACAUUUGCAUUUAGGUUUUAUAAUUUUAAUUGAUGUAUGGACACAAAAAGCAUGAAGGAAGAUUUGGAUCCAAGCAGUGCCACACUUUACAUCAUCACUACAAGUGUUAAGUGUAAAGAAAACCGAUUUUGAAACUAUGAAAUUCCUGAUUCAUAAAUACACAGUUAUUUGUAUUUUUACGUAUUAGAUAAUUCACUGCUAUUAAGCUCUUUUAUUACAAUGGCAUAUGUUUUAAAUCAAAUGAUAAAUUAAGUUGUCUUCCAAAACUGUGUACUUGUCUGGUCAGCUGUAUAUGAUCAGUUAUCUACCUCAAAGUUUAUUUCUUUUUGUACUGGGACAGGUUGCUGGCCCUCCCUGUUUCCACAGACCAAAUCAUCCUAGCUCAGGAGCUAGGGCUAAGCAGUUACUUCAUUCAAGUAUUUUUUAGUUUUUAAAUUGUGUGAGUAUUGGAGUAUAGAUGUCAGUGACAUUUCAUAGUUUCAAAAGUAAAUUGCUGCUCUGAGAAGUGUAGAUUCUAGUGAAUUACAUAGUCAUAAGAGAUGUUUGUUUUUUCUUUUUUUUUAAAAAAAAAGUUGUGGUAUUAUUGGUUCUAUGCUCCCUGGAAUAUUACUGCUUUGUAAAAGUCCAGACUUCCUGCAGCACCUUCCCUGUAUCUGGUAUAUUGCCAUUCUUGGAUCUCUCACUACUUGAUAUUUUUUGCAUUCGUUAAAAUUGCAAUAUAAUAGCUGUGUUAGAGGGAGGGAAGAGCUGCUGCUAGAAACGUCUGAACUAAGUGCCAUACUCAUUGUCUGGGUAAGAUUUGGGAAAUUUAACCUCUGUACAUAAAGAAAUAAUCAGUUACUUAAACAUCACAUAGUAGACAGCCAUUAAAUUAUAAAAAAAAAUUAAUUUAUGAAGAAAGACCUUUUGUACAGAUUGAAAAAAAAGAUUUUCAUAGAGAUAUCUAUAUGAUCAAGAGAGUUAAUUUUUUAUUUUUGUUUUUCUAGUGCCACAAACUUGCCAGUGGUAACUUAUUUGUCCGGUUCAAGAUAACUCUGUAGUUUUGUUUCCUAGGACUUGUUGUUAAACGCCAAAAGACAUUUUUGAACUGUACAUUUGAUUAGAUUGUUAGCUUUUUUCUGUUUUAUUUCUUUUGAAAACUUUUGAAUAAAAAAGAUUGAAAAAAUGA
Messenger RNA from Mauremys reevesii (Reeves's turtle), 5121 nucleotides. RefSeq names its product RNA binding motif single stranded interacting protein 1 (gene RBMS1). The transcript has 19 exons. Gene Ontology annotation, molecular function: mRNA binding. The record is from RefSeq and is a predicted model, not a curated record. Bases 1379 to 2599 code for a protein of 406 amino acids. NCBI's taxonomy places the organism in Eukaryota, Metazoa, Chordata, Testudines, Geoemydidae. Gene Ontology annotation, cellular component: ribonucleoprotein complex; cytosol.